AUGACGCCUCCCGUCCGCUCCGUGAAUCCGCAGGCCGACGUGCCCUCGACCGACCAAGGCUCGCUGCUUGCGCCCACACGUACUAGAGAUGGCCGCUCCAUGUCUGCGGCCACCGUCAGCGUCAUGGCGAGCUCGCGCGGUGGUCAAUCGUCGUACGCGACCGCAAUCUCUGGGCCUGGGAGCUUCAGCACGCAGUUAAAGCCCACCAUAUCGCAGGACAGCAGAUUGCGCCCGGACAUUGAUAUGCAUGCCAUUACUGUGGGCGACAACGACAACUCCACCAGCGAGCAGCGACAAGCCGACCUACAAGAUCAGAUUGACAAAGAGACUAAGAUCAAGAUUGGGUCGGAAAAUCUGUUGGAAGCUUUGAAUGCAAAGAGUGCAAAGAACGUCAAGGACCAGAGGGCACAAGUCGAAGAGCAGCUGAACAUAUCGAACAAGAAGCUCGCGCAGCUCAAGGCAGGGCUUGCAGUCGAGAUACAGCGCGCAAAGGAAGUCAAGUCACCACCAGCAGAUCCACAAAGUCGGCUAUCGUUCUUGUUCCGUCGAAACCUUUCACGCUCGCCCUCACGCCACGUUGCCAAAGAGAAUGAAGACGAAGACGAGGAAACAGAAUCGCCGACGUUCGUGCUCGCCGAGAUAUUGCAGGCGUUAGAGGUGCAGGGUAUGCAGCCAGAAUACUAUGUUGAGCGAGCCAACUCCCUCGUCCUCCUGCUCAAGCGUCACCCCACCCUCAAGUACGAUCUGGCAUGGUCUAUAUUCGGUUUGAGAAUGCAGACUAUGCUCCUGAGCGAUAGUCGAGAAGUCGUUGCAGCUGCGUACCGAGUUAUGCGGUAUGCUUUCACCGACCGAAAGUCUCUCCGAAUCAUCCGAGGAUUACAGACCGACUACUUAGUGAUACUGUCUCUUGUCAAGGAAAGCAAAGCUAGCGUUGAGCGCGAGCAGGCAUUGAAGUUUGUGCGAGCUUUUUUGGACGUGAAGGAUGGUGUUGAAGAGGUUGGGCGUGCUGUCGUCCGCAUCAUAGUAGCAGUGGCCGAGCAUACCGAAGAUCGACUCCGGAACAUUGCGACUUUGACUCUGGCCGAAAUCCUCGUUAGGAAGCCAUCGCUUCUGGUCGGUGCAGGUGGAUUAGGAGUUUUGACAGACGCUCUGGGUGAGGGUAGUUACCAUGCUGCUGAAAGCGUUGGUUCCUCUCUACUCUACCUGCUAGAUACACCACGACGACGCCAAUUCCUUCGCUCAGGUCGUGAGCUGGAAACACCAUUUGCAAUGUUCACCGAUGGAGGCACGUUGCACGGCCAUCUACACGAAGAGAAGCUCAAGGCCAACGCCAAGGUCAUUGCAUCUUUACUCAGAAGCUGGUCUGGCUUGCUGUCUCUGUGCAUGAACGACUUCCUCCCACUUCGCUCUCUUCUCCUGUCACUGCAGAUACCGACUAUCCAUGUACGCAACAUCAUUCUAGAGCUCCUAUUCGACCUUUUCAGGAUCAAGUCACCAUCAUGGUCUUCCUCUUUCCUCGCCGGUCGACGUCUUACAACCUACGGUCGUGUUACGAACAUGCGAAAUGAGCCCGUUAAAGACGGCUCGAAUGCAAAGACUGGAACCACUACGAACAAAUGGAGCUUGAUCGAUCAUUACGUUUCGGUAGUCUUGGCUGCCUUUCUGCACGCUGGACUGGUGCCAGCUCUGCUACGCGCUGAAGAAGACCCAUUGACUCUGCAGCUGAAGCGCAAAACGACCCUGCUUCUUGGAGAGGUUUUGAAACUAGCGAACGAUCUUUUGCCGCCAUCGUGGAGUGCACAGCUCCAAGUCCUUCCCCAAUUAUUAAAAUCGGCCGCCGAGUUUGAUUCAGAGGAUCGGUUCGUUGCGAUCGGUACUAUCUACCAAGUGGACAGUGUCAACCGUACGCUGUACAGGUCAGGUGCAACGUCGCUUCAUCCUAGUAAAGGCACCGCCACAGUUGACAACGCGGCGUCCGAUCGGCAGACCGACCAAUCGAAGGUCCAAGCAGCCAUGCAAAUGGACGAAGGCCAAUUCCGUUCUUUGAUACUCGAGAGUCAAGUUUUGAACACGAGCAACUUUCAAAAGUGGAAUUGGAACUUGAUUCAAACUGCCAUCGAUGGUCCUUUACUGAACCCUAAAAGACUUGAUGAGGCAUUGAAGGUCACAAAAUUUGUGCAUCGUCUUUUCAACUUCUACCGUCCGUUCAAAUUUCGAUUUGCCGAUGUAAAGAACACAAAACCAAACCAGCGAUACGUGCGUGCGGGUUGCGGUCUGGUGACCAGUCUAUUGCAAAACCCAGAGGGCGUCAAGUAUCUGAGCGAGAGUAAGCUUGUCCGACAAUUGGCAGAGAGCUUAUCACACUUCGAUAGGAUGAGCGGUCUGACGUCUGACUCGCCUCUCUUCCAGGCCGACCGUAUGAACGAGACGCUCACUGGAAGCUAUUUCGCACUCUUGGGUGCGUUGAGCAAGGAUUCUCGCGGUAUCCAGAUCCUGGAAAGAUGGCGGGUUAUCAAUAUGUUCUACCACAUCAUCGAACUCAAUGGUCGCGACGAUCUGAUCCGGGCCUUACUCAGCAACCUGGACUACACUCUUGAUGGUCAUCUACGCAUCAUCAUAUCGAAAGCCAUGACGUCAUGCUCCAAGGAGAUUCGCAUCUUUGCGACUGGCUUGCUGCACAGAUAUGCAACGAAGCCGAUGCAGCUGUCUAGUUCCCAUGGCGUUGCAGAAUGGGCUAUCAAGCUGCUUAUAACACAGCUUUACGAUCCCGACGUCGAAGUUUGUGAGGUCGCAAUCAAGAUACUGGAGACGGCAUGUAACGAGACUGAGUCUCUAGAAUAUGUCGUGAAAUGCCGACCUGCUUUAGAUCAUUUGGGCGAGAUUGGUGCGCCCUUAUUGCUCCGAUUUUUGUCAACGUCAGUAGGAUACCAUUAUCUGGAUGGGCUGGAUUACAUCACGAAAGAGAUGGAUGACUGGUUUCUGGGUAGGAACGAUGCAUACGUGGUACAAAUCGAGGCGACCAUGGCGCGCGCGCUGGCCGACAUUCCUGACAAACCGUCAUCUCUGCUGUCCUACGACGAAGCCUCGGAACAGCCUGAAUACGGACUGGUGCCUGCGCACUUCUAUCGAGAGCUUACCAGGACAAAAGAGGGCUGCAAGCUGCUCAAGCAAAAAGGGCACUUUGAAGAGUUUGCUGCCAAUAUUCGUGAUUUCGCAACCGAAAACAAUGAUCCUGAGAUAAUUCUUAAGGUCAAGGGAUGUCUGUGGGCCGUAGGGAAUGUUGGCUCAAUGGAGUUAGGAGCUCCGUUUCUCGAAAACUCAGACGUAGUCAAAUGGAUUGUACAGAUAGCAGAGACCUCCGAGGUCAUGUCACUCAGGGGUACAGCGUUCUACGUACUUGGACUGAUAUCGAGAAGUCUCCAUGGCCAGGAGAUUUUACUUGAGUAUGGCUGGGACGGUGUAGUCGGUGAGUCUGGUGAAGCACUGGGGUUCUGUUUGCCAUUGAACUUCAGGAAGCUUUUCGAGAUUAAACCAUGGGCGGCCAGAUCGGAGGACAUUAGUUGGAAACGCAAGACCGAAGUCACGGUAGCCAUCACCGACAGCGAUCCCAUCAAUGCACGCAUCCUGAAGCUUGCAACUGACCUUGGAAACACGGUACUCGCCAAGCGGGCAGCGAACGACCUUCAAGCUAUCAAAGCUAAGAAAGCACCGGGAUUUACCAAGCCAUCUGUGUUCCGAAAGGUCAUGCAAAUACUGGAAGCACACCACUUCCGCCUUCCAGCAUGUCGCUUUGUUCUAGACCUGUUCGACAAGCGGGUGUUGGAGCAAAUCGUGCUCGAAGAAGAAGACGAAGAGAGCGAAGAGAGUAGCGACUCGGACUCGGAAUCGGACGAUGAGCCGUUUGGCACGGUCAGUGCUGCAAGUGCUUCAUGA
This is a messenger RNA of Ascochyta rabiei, 3933 nucleotides long. RefSeq lists its product as uncharacterized. The coding region runs from base 1 to 3933 and encodes 1310 amino acids. The transcript is spliced from 3 exons. Lineage: Eukaryota; Fungi; Ascomycota; Dothideomycetes; Pleosporales; Didymellaceae. The record is from RefSeq and is a predicted model, not a curated record. Gene Ontology annotation, cellular component: TORC2 complex. Gene Ontology annotation, biological process: TORC2 signaling.